Molecule: messenger RNA, 741 nt
Organism: Plenodomus lingam JN3
Lineage: Eukaryota; Fungi; Ascomycota; Dothideomycetes; Pleosporales; Leptosphaeriaceae
Gene: TIF6
Product: Eukaryotic translation initiation factor 6
Biological process (GO): cytosolic ribosome assembly; ribosomal subunit export from nucleus; maturation of LSU-rRNA
Cellular component (GO): cytosol; preribosome, large subunit precursor; nucleolus
Molecular function (GO): ribosomal large subunit binding
Source: RefSeq, a predicted model, not a curated record
AUGGCUGUUCGCGCCCAAUUCGAAAACUCCAACGAGGUCGGGGUCUUCUCUACCCUUACCAAUGCGUAUGCAAUUGUCGCAGUCGGCGCAUCUGAGAACUUUUACAGUGUCUUCGAAGCCGAACUCCAAGACGUCAUACCAAUCUGCCAUGCUACCAUAGCAGGCACCCGGAUCGUCGGCCGCCUCACGGCUGGUAACAAGAAAGGACUUCUUGUCCCCACCACCACGACCGACCAAGAGCUCCAACAUUUGCGAAACUCCAUACCAGACAGCGUCAAGAUUCAGCGGAUAGAAGAGCGGUUAUCAGCGUUGGGCAACGUCAUAUGUUGUAACGACCAUGUUGCUCUAGUACAUCCAGACAUUGAGCGGGAAACAGAGGAGAUAAUAGCAGAUGUGCUCGGUGUCGAGGUGUUUAGGCAGACCAUUGCAGACAACGUCCUCACUGGAUCAUACAUGGCAUUGAGCAAUCAAGGCGGCAUUGUCCACCCAAAGACGUCGAUUCAGGACCAGGACGAGCUUUCUAGUCUGCUGCAGGUACCCCUCGUUGCGGGCAGUGUGAAUCGUGGCAGUGCCGUGGUGGGUGCGGGUAUGGUUGUUAAUGAUUGGAUGGCGGUUACAGGUCUCGAUACCACAGCCACAGAGUUGUCAGUCGUCGAGUCUGUCUUCAGGCUAGGCGAAGGCAAUGGACCCAGCAAUAUCAAUACGACGCACAAGGAUGCCAUGGUUGAAUCUUUCUAUUAG